This is a messenger RNA of Dentiscutata heterogama, 219 nucleotides long. The record is from the annotation of a GenBank genome assembly. NCBI's taxonomy places the organism in Eukaryota, Fungi, Glomeromycota, Glomeromycetes, Diversisporales, Gigasporaceae.
GUUUACACAUUGCUUUAUCAUACUUUAAUUUUAUGUCAUAUAUAUCGCUUUAUUCGUGCAUUAAACCUUCACUAUUCUGGUGUUGGUUGGAAAAUCGUUAGAGAACAUCUUUCAGAAAUCAUUCCACGUGAUCAUUUGUUGUGGAAAUUAUGGUUAGAGGAUAAAGUAACUAAAAUGAAAUGUUUUGUGCGAAUGAAGUAUGAAAAACUUUAUCGAGAU